AUGGCAUACGAGAAGGAGCUCAAGGUCGCCCAGCUGGCCGUCGCCCGCGCCGCCAUCCUCACCAAGGCCGUUUUCCAUGAGAAGUCCAAAGGCACUGUGUCCAAGGACGACAAGUCCCCCGUGACCAUCGGCGACUUUGGCGCUCAAGCCCUCAUCAUUGCCGCCAUCAAGCACAACUUCCCCGCCGAUGAGGUCGUCGGCGAAGAAGAGGCUUCAUCUCUCCGCGAACAGAAGGAGCUCUCUUCCAAGAUCUGGAAUCUGGUCAAGGAUGCCCGCCUCACCGACCCCGAGAGCGACGCCCUUCUCGGCGGCCCACUCAAAUCUGAAGACGCAAUGCUCGACGCCAUCGACCAAGGCAACUCGGCCGGCGGCAACAAGGGCCGCAUCUGGGCGUUGGACCCCAUUGACGGCACAAAGGGUUUCCUCCGCGGCGGACAAUACGCCGUGUGCCUUGCCCUCAUGGUCGACGGCGUCGUCAAAGUUGGUGUCCUCGGCUGCCCGAAUCUCCCGGUCGACGACUCGGCCCCGCUGACAGAAGACAUCGGCGCCGCGGCCACUGACGCCGAGGGGAAGGGCGUUCUUUUCUCCGCCGUGGAGGGCGAGGGCGCGACAUCGCAACCCUUGACCCGAGGCGCCGUGACAAAAGGACAGCCAAUCCGCGUGAGCAAGAUCUCCAAGGUGAGCGAGGCGGUUAUGUGCGAGUCAGUCGAGCCGGGCCACUCGAGCAAGGGCGACAACGCGCUGAUUGCCGAGAAACUGGGCGUCACGGGCCGCCCGGUGCAGAUGGACAGCCAGGCCAAGUACGGCAGCGUGGCGCGCGGGGCGGGGGACCUGUACUUGCGCCUGCCCGUGCGCAAGGACUACAUCGAGAAGAUCUGGGACCACGCCGCGGGCGACCUGAUUGUGCGCGAGGCCGGCGGCCUGGUCACCGACGUCAACGGCAAGCGCCUCAACUUCAGCCUCGGCAGGACGCUGCUCGAGAACAAGGGCGUCGUGGCCACGCCGGCCAACGUGCACGCCGAGGUCCUCAAGGCUGUCCAGGAGGUGUUGGCCGCGAAAUAA
Cladophialophora psammophila CBS 110553 is the source of this 1062-nucleotide messenger RNA. Its product is annotated as 3'(2'),5'-bisphosphate nucleotidase. The transcript has a single exon. Bases 1 to 1062 code for a protein of 353 amino acids. Gene Ontology annotation, molecular function: 3'(2'),5'-bisphosphate nucleotidase activity. The record is from RefSeq and is a predicted model, not a curated record. Lineage: Eukaryota; Fungi; Ascomycota; Eurotiomycetes; Chaetothyriales; Herpotrichiellaceae. Gene Ontology annotation, biological process: sulfate assimilation; phosphatidylinositol phosphate biosynthetic process.